Talaromyces proteolyticus is the source of this 3749-nucleotide messenger RNA. RefSeq names its product mRNA capping enzyme-domain-containing protein. The coding region runs from base 163 to 3687 and encodes 1174 amino acids. The transcript has 7 exons. The record is from RefSeq and is a predicted model, not a curated record. Gene Ontology annotation, cellular component: nucleus. Gene Ontology annotation, molecular function: mRNA 5'-cap (guanine-N7-)-methyltransferase activity; zinc ion binding. Gene Ontology annotation, biological process: 7-methylguanosine mRNA capping. Lineage: Eukaryota; Fungi; Ascomycota; Eurotiomycetes; Eurotiales; Trichocomaceae.
AUGAGUGAGUGUAAGAGUCACAGCCGGCGCUAAGCCAAAAACAGCCGAACAAUGAAUGCGAUUGCGUCUUUCGCGAGGCUCGCAAGCUGCAGCCGUAUCGUAAUCUCUGGAAGCAUCCUGAGGGUCUCUCUUGGAUGACUCGAGCUUGCACGAUCACGCACCAUGGAGGAGCAGACCGCCGCAAAGGACGGCCGGCGCGCGUCAAUGUACGAUCCAGCCCGGGACAGCUUCUUAAAGGAGGAGCAGAACGUCGACCGCUCGGCAGAACGCGACUCGCUCGACCAGCUCCAACUGACAGGCACCGCCGCUUCUGUUGACCAGCAGACAUUAUUGCAUACUACCAGCUCUCCGACUCCACACUCGCCUCAUCGAGGUCACACUGAAUCUGAGGCCCUUCCAAAUCGAGACCAAGCUCCACACCAGAGACAACGCUUCCCUGGCGUCAGCGCUGGCUCGUCUCCAAAACCACACUCCCAUUCCCGCUCUCAAAAUCCCUCAAAUCGCGCCGCUACUUCCACCAAAGACUUGUCUCAAAAACAAACCAAAAAAAUGGCCGAUGAACUGAACGCACCGCAGGCAGGCGGCCAAGCGAACAAUACUGCUUCUGUAGAGCCGCAGCUGCACAACGGCUCCGCUGAUGCUCAAGCACAAUCGACAGAUGAAAGGAAAAAGAACGCCGUCGAAGAUGACAACUCUAGCCAACCUGCGAGCCAGUCCUCGCUAAAGCGUAGGCGUCGUGAGGAGAGACAUCAACGAGCGCCUAGGAACGAUGCUCCUUCAGCAUACUCGCGACGAGACCGCUCGCCUCGGGCUCGACGCUCAGAAUCGCCAAGGAGCCGAGCCGGGGAGUUCAGAAGAUCGCGAUCCCCACGACCUCGUGACCGGUCACCGACCCCUGAGGCACAAGCCAAGCAAAGGAAACGGCCUGGUGGGGGAGCACGUAUGGGCAUUGCUGGGAAAGAUGUGCUGAAGCGGCGACAGGAAGAGAGAGAGCGUGCUCAGCAGCAAGAGGUGGCAAAGGACUUGCAGGAUCGUGGCGUAUCCGAUGUAGUUCGUCAGCACUACAAUACCGUUCCUCAACGAGGUCGGGAAUGGAGAAAGACCGACAGCAAGAUCAAGGGACUUCGAAGCUUCAACAAUUGGAUCAAGAGCGCGGUCAUCCAAAAAUUCUCGCCUGACGAGGAGUUUGUGGCACACAAAACCGGCACGAAUGACUGGGCAGCUGAUGCUGGGGGUCCGUCAGUUGAAGAAAAGAAGCUUUUGGUAGUUGAUUUGGGCUGUGGCAAGGGAGGCGAUCUUGGAAAAUGGCAGCAGGCCCCUCAGGCUGUGGAUCUCUACGUUGGGCUGGACCCUGCCGAUAUAUCUAUCGACCAGGCCCGUGAACGGUACAAUGGAAUGAGGCAUGGUAAUCGCAACCCACGGAAUCGACGAGGCAAUCCUCUUUUCCACGCCGAAUUCGCUACCAAGGAUUGUUUCGGAGAGUGGCUAGGCGAUGUUCGCAUCAUACAAGACGUCGGCAUUGAUCCUAAUGUUGGGCCCGAUGCCAACCUCAUGAACGCUCGUUGGGGUGGCGGCGGCUUUGACGUCGUAGUGAGCAUGUUCUCGAUGCACUAUGCCUUUGAAUCCGAAACAAAAGCGCGCCAGAUGCUAAAAAAUGUAGCCGGUGCUCUCAAAAAGGGAGGACGAUUCAUCGGCGUGGGUCCGAAUUCUGAUGUCAUCAGCGCCAAAGUGGCCGAAUUUCAUACAAAACGCAAAGCAGAAAAGGACGCAGCUGAAGAAGAAACAACAGAGGACGGUGAAGUGGAAGAAGACAUCCCCAAAUGGGGAAACGGUAUAUAUCGGGUGAGGUUCCCAGGCAAGACGCCCGAAGAUGGGAUUUUUCGUCCACCGUUUGGAUGGAAGUACAGCUAUUUCAUGGAGGAAGCCGUUGAAGAGAUUCCGGAAUAUGUUGUACCGUGGGAAGCAUUCCGAUAUCUCACAACUGAGUACAAUCUUGAGCUCCUGUAUCGAAGACCAUUUUUGGAUAUUUGGAACGAAGAAAAAGACGACCCUGAACUAGGACCACUGAGCGAACGCAUGGGCGUUCGUGGCCGUGGCGGUGGACCGAUUCUCGUCACAGAUGAGGAGCUCGAGGCAGCAAGUUUCUACCAUGCCUUCGUCUUCCACAAGGACAUAAUAAUCAUGUCUUCUCGAGUAUCCUCCUCUCGCCACUCUCGCCACUCUCUCCUCCGCGACACCGCGACACCAUCACGCUCAGCUCACAGAAACAACGACGGCAAUCGCCCGCCGACGCCAGACUACGAACCCCUCUACGCCCCUCUCAACGCCGCUGGUCAACGCGCUCUUGCCGCGCUCCUAUCGGCGCCUUCAUUCCGCCAAGUGGCGCAGCACAUCCAACAAGCAAGCGACAAAUUGACCGAGACAGCUGCUGAAGUCAACGAGCGUGCUACAGAUGCAAGGAUUCAGUAUGAGAGCAAAAAACGAAAGAAACUCGCCGCGCGAAAGAAGAACAAGGCAGCUAUUCGGAAACAGCAGGGCGAUGACGAGGAUGAGAGUAAUGGGGAAGACGGAGAGGAUGAAGAGGAUGUUGCUGAGCUGCAGCGGCUGGAGGAAUUAGAAAGAAAAGUCAAGCAUACGACUACGCUGGCCGAGGAAAGAAUGCGCGGUGUGGUAGUUGAUGGGGAGUACCGUUUGAGCGGGCUCAAGAAUGCGAUUGAAGGGGUGCAUACAGAGGCCGAGGAGGAUGCUGCGGAAAGAAAACGACAGCAGAGGUUACGGAAUAGGAGACAUGCCGAUGAGGACGAAGAACUGCCGGAUGCUGAUGAGGAAGACGAGGACGAGGAUGAAGAGCCAGCUACAGUCAUACCUUCCCAAUUGCUGGAGGAGAAGAUACGCGCACAUCAAGCGGAAUGGGCAAGGCAAUCGUUGACACAGCGAUACGCCCACCAUAACAAUUACAUCGGCUUCUACCGCGUCGUCCACGAUGCGAAACACCCGGGCAAUGAAACGCCCCCUGUCCCGCACUCCUCUACCUGGUUCUCCCAUCUCGAAUCCCACUCUAGAUCCGGCAGCGCAUCACCAACCACGGGGCGAAUCCAGACACCAUCGGACGACGAAGACGACGACGAAAUCGCAAUCGAGCGCGAGCGCAUCUCGCUCACCUGCCCACUGACACUCCGCACCUUCGAAGACCCCGUGAAAAGCACCAAAUGCGUACACAGCUUCGAACGUCAAGUCAUCGAAGACCUCAUCCGCAACAGCUCGAUGACUGUGGCUGCUGGUGAUCAGGAUUUUCAAGGUGGCGGCGGCCGCAGUGCACGCGCCCGCCGUGUGCGCGCCGUGCUAUGCCCCGUUUGCUCGGUUUCUAUCACGCUGAAUGAACUGGCACCGGAUCCCGUGAUGCUAAGGCGAGUGCGCAGGGCGAAAGCGGCGGAGCAGAGGGAGGAAGAAGAGGCGCAGUUUGGGACCGGUCGGCAUCGGAAGGGCGGGCGGAAGAGUGGGUUUACUAUUACAUCUGACGACGAGGAUGUUAGUAUUGACGAUGACGAUGAUGAUGAUAACGACGAGAGCAGUGAUGAAGGGGAUGGUCGGAGGGCUCAGAGUAGGGUACAGAUUAAAAGGGAAAAGUCAAAGUCGAGGUUUUUGUCUCGGGCGCGUGAGGGUGUUGAUGAAAUUGAGGAUGAUUGAGGGAUACUUUUCUUGCCUUUUCUAAUGUCCCAAAUAAGAGAUUAUGUUUCAAUUAAUCAAUC